Molecule: messenger RNA, 1353 nt
Organism: Daldinia loculata
Lineage: Eukaryota; Fungi; Ascomycota; Sordariomycetes; Xylariales; Hypoxylaceae
Product: nucleotide sugar dehydrogenase
Exons: 3
Coding region: 1-1353 (450 amino acids)
Biological process (GO): polysaccharide biosynthetic process
Molecular function (GO): oxidoreductase activity, acting on the CH-CH group of donors, NAD or NADP as acceptor; oxidoreductase activity, acting on the CH-OH group of donors, NAD or NADP as acceptor; NAD binding
Source: RefSeq, a predicted model, not a curated record
AUGCAGGAGUUUCGAGCAGCUUUCCCUGUUCAAGACCCUCCCCUGCCCGUAGACCUCUUUGAUCAGAGCAACAAGCCCAGCCAGGAAACUUCGCCGCCUAGAACUCCUCCAGUUGACACUUUUAGCGAAGUUGAUGGACUGCAAACCUUGAAUCUAGUCCGCUCUGACAGAAUCGAUGAUAAUGAGGAGCCUCUUGUGGCUGUCAUCGGGUGCGGAUAUGUUGGAACACAGCUCAUCGGCUCUUUUUCGAGUCAUUACGACGUGCUGGGCUUCGAUGUAUCAAAAGAGCAACUCCGAAGAUUAGAAGAUAAGUUUAGGGGCGAGAAAAGUCGUGUAUCUUUCACCCUCGAUCCUCGAAAUCUCUCCAAGGCUACCCACUUCCUCAUUUCAGUGCCAACGCUUCUCAAAGCUGAUAAGACAAUCGACACAUCAUAUGUUAGAAGCGCGUUAACGAACGUGCGGAAAUAUGCUCGGCCAGGCUCAACAGUGGUGAUAGAAAGCUCGGUUGCCAUCGGGAUGACAAGGCAGCUACUCGGCCCCUUAGCUAAAGAGAAAUAUUUUUUCGCGGGCAUGUCUCCAGAGAGAAUCGACCCUGGACGAACUGAUCCACCCAUGCACACAAUUCCAAAGGUCAUAUCCGGGUUGGACGAUGUUGUCCCCGGAUCUCUUGCCGCGAUUACCCGUUUAUAUUCGCGUGUGUUUGACUCCAUCGUUCCCGUAUCAACACCGGAAACGGCAGAAAUGACCAAACUGUAUGAGAACUGCCAACGGAUGAUCGCCAUCACGUAUGCCAACGAGAUGGCGGAUGCUUGUGUUGGCCACGGCAUCGACCCUUACGAGGUAUGCAGAGCAGCAUCAACCAAGCCGUUCGGUUAUACUCCGUUCACUCCCGGUCUUGGUGUUGGAGGCCACUGCAUCCCAGUCAACCCGUACUAUCUCAUGGCCAACAGCUCAUUCCCUCUUUUGAAGAUGGCAACCGAAACCAUCAACAAGCCCGACUUUGAACACGUCGAGCGCACUGAGACCUCAUCAGAGAAAUCAUCCAGCUUAUUCCGACCUCGGGUACUAGUUGUCGGGGUGGGAUUUAAGGCUGGCCAGUCUCAUCUAAGCAACUCACCGGGGCUGAAGCUUAUUCAGACUCUCGUCGACUCUGGACGAGUCGAUGUUAUGUUUGCCGAUGCAUUGGUAGAGCAAACUGCCAUCCCUCACAUUCCCCGUCUAGAUAUGAGUGACUGGAACAAGUCAAGCCUCGAAAGGUUCGACAUGAUUAUCGUCGCUUUCAAGCAAAAAGAUAUGGAUUUCAAGGUUCUCGACGAGGUUCGAAAUGUUCAGAUCGAGAUGUGGUGCCCAUAG